ACACCACCAUCACACCACACCACACAAGUGCUUCACAGAGCUUACACUCUACCAAGGUGCUCCAAGACUCACACUUGAGUCUUGAAGACAAAACUUAGAAGUAAAGAUGCGGUCGUCUGUGUUAGUGAGCGUGGUGGCAGUGUCGCUGCUGGUGGCACCUCUAGUGCCACAGAGCAACGCACAGAUUACAGAGGCUCUGGUAACAGCCUUGGCUGGGAAAGUUGCUGGACUGUGGGAUAAUGGCCAGCUGGAGCUACUGGGUAACUACUGUAACUACAACGUCAGGCCUACCAUCAAGAAGUUUCAGCUAUACUUCAAUGGAAGCAUGUAUUGCCCUGGCUGGACCACCAUCAGAGGAGAAGCAUCAACGCGGAGCAGGUCUGGUGUGGUCGGGGAGACCACCAAGGACUUCAUCAGGAAGGCUAUGGCAGCCGGUCUCAUCACUCAGCAACAAGCAACAGAUUUUUUGAAAACUUAAGUCAUUUCUCUUUCUUAGAACCCAUAAAUAACCCGUAUUUUGGGGACAACGAGCAGCUGUAUUUCAUAGUUCCCCCGAGUUAUCUGGAAAAAUAAUACGUUUUCGUGGUUCAAAGAAUAGUUUAAUUUCUUAUAUCUGAUUAAGAUUCUUCAACUGAUAAUUAAAUUUUUGUUCAGAUUCCCAAAUAUUUGUCACAGACAACUAAGGAACCACGUGAUCGUGAUUCUCUUACCAUUCUGCUUAUUUACUUCUGUGAUCACAUGCUCAAGAUAUUUUUUAUAUUUGGUAGUCAUUCCAAAUGAAUGCCUUAUAUAAUGUUUUCGUGAUAUGUAAUAAACAAAUUUAAUACAUUCAUAUAA
Molecule: messenger RNA, 837 nt
Organism: Cherax quadricarinatus
Lineage: Eukaryota; Metazoa; Arthropoda; Malacostraca; Decapoda; Parastacidae
Product: anti-lipopolysaccharide factor
Source: RefSeq, a predicted model, not a curated record